UACGUACAGCGCCACCAUUCAUUUUACCAGGUGACAUGUAUAUAUAAAUAGAAAAUCUUACAAAACAGUAACAUACAUAGAGAAUAUAUUCCAGAAAAAAUGGCGAAAACAACUGUACUGAUAAUUGUUAUUGUGUCUACCUUGUUAGUGCUGACGGAAAGUAAAAGGCACUGCGGACGCUGUCCAUCACGAGAUGAUAAAAAACACGUUUGUCGUGAUUUGGAGAAAAAAACAUACCAAGCAACGGUGAAAUUUUGUGGGAAAUGCCAGGGGACAUCAGCAGACUAUUCACAGUUUUGUCAAUAUUUAGAUCCCAAAACAAUGAUAUUUGAACAAGGUUGCAUUAAUUAUAAAACAGUUGAUGUCACACUUCUAUUUUGUGUAGAAAAGUGUUGUGAUGGAUGGACACGUAAUGAAUAUGGACAAUGUUCCAUCGAAGACGACGAUGAUGAUGAUGAUGAUGAUGACGAUGACGAUGAUGACGAUAUUAUUUGCGAGAAUGGCGGGUCUUCCGAUGACGGACAUUGCUCUUGUCGUGAUGGAUUUGUCGGGAAACAUUGUGAAACGCCUGUAUGUUCACCUCAAUGUUUAAAUAACGGAGUAUGUACAGGGAGGGAUGGGAAAGCUGUGUGUGUUUGCUCUGAAGGAAGAUUCAGCGGGAAACAGUGUGAAAUACCUGUAUGUGAUCCUGGGUGUCAAAAUGGCGGCAGCUGUGUAGUUGGAACAUACAGAUCAAUGUGUACCUGUGUACCUGGUUUUGAGGGAAAGAUUUGCGAAAUGAGAGUAAAAGAUGGCAAAUGUCCAGCUCCUACAGGCACCGGAAUCUGUGCUACAAAGACAUGCAAAGCAGAUUCAGAAUGUAAAAAUGACCACAAAUGUUGCAAGAACAGUUGUGGUUCCCUUCAAUGUAUGGCACCAGCUCAAACAGAAUGUACAUACAAAGAUAAACAAUAUCCAAUCGGAUUUCUUCGAAAAAAUGAUUCCUGCACGAGUUGUUUAUGUAUAGAUUCUCCAAACCAGUGGAGUUGCGAACAAAUGAGAUGUCCACCGUUGUCAUGUGAUAAAACAAAACAGAUCCCAAAUGUAUGUUGUCCUGUUUGUGACGACAACCCUACUUCAGGCAAUGGUCCUAUGUUUAGACAUUGUCCAAAAGGUAAACUUGUCAUCCACACGCACGAAGAAAACUUCAUUGAUAUUCGAAAGUCUGUAAAUUUGACUGUUGUCGGCAGUUCUGGACGUUACAAGGUUCAAUAUUCCAAGGAGGUUGUUAAAGCAGUGUCGUGCUCUUGCAGUAGAAAUAUCCAUAUUGUCAUAGCACAAUCUAAACCGGAUGCAUACGGAAGAAUUGCGUCAUGCCACUUUUCUGUUCAUGUUUUGGAUAACCAUCCACCAAUGUACAGUUCAUGUCCAGCAGAUAUUGCUGCUUUUGAGGACGAAAUAAUAAGUUGGGACAAACCAGAGGCUACAGACAACAUUGGUAUCAAAUCAGAAAAAAUCAUUUCGGAUUAUGAAAACGACAGUAAAUUCCCCGAAGGAACACAUGUUGUAAUGUAUGUGUCAGUAGAUCACGAGGGUAACGUUGGAGUCUGUAGAUUUCUUGUGGCCAUCUACAAAAGAGGAACCAGCGAUCCAACAAUACCCAGUGAACUGAAGAGAGAAAAUAGAGACAAUAGUAAAAUGCACAUUACAGUAUCUGUGGUUGGACUACUGGCUGGUGUCGUUCUUCUGAUUGGUGCUGUUUUAUGGGCAUUAUAUUGUCGACGAAUGAAGAAAAGAAGCACCGAACAGCGAACCGGAAAUGACAACAAUGCAUAUAAUAAUGAAAUCUACGCAACUACACCUACUUCCGGAUCACCACCGCCAUCUUAUGGCAAAGCAGGAGGAAUGAAAUUCCCACCAGAAUAUAUAUGCGGAGAUGACAAACCCCCAAUUUAUGAGGAACUGGAUGUCAAGGUGUUUUCAAAGAAAGGCAUCUAUAAUCUGGUGUACGACACAUCUGUUGAUGUAAGGGCCAUUGAAGUUCAGGUGCAAGAGGAAGAAUGUCAUAAAGAAUAAUGAGAAAUCGUUGAGGUGAUUUUACUUUUGAUUUUUUAAAUUUGAAACUAUAAAGUUUUAGACAUUUUAUUUAAAUAUAUUUUUAUUGAUUCAGUGCAUUCUUUUUAAAAAACUAUUCUAUGACAAUCGAUGUUAAUAUACUCACAAAAUUUUGAGAAUGCCAAAUAUAACAAAAGAUUAAAAAUUGAAUUAGAUUCAAUUAAUGUGCAAUACUUUUACCAAAUAAUCAACUCAAACACAACUCUGUACGGAAUUGAAAAUUCAACGAAUAUAUUCAUUAAUGUUUCUAUACGAGCUUUUCUGUCUUGUUUGCUUGAUUAAAUGAAUGUUUAUUAUAUCUUAUAUAUUUGCCAUUAAACAUAAAUUGUUUGUCUUGUUUCAAAUAUUAAAUAAAUAUUUUAAAGUU
Mytilus trossulus (common blue mussel) is the source of this 2461-nucleotide messenger RNA. Its product is annotated as sushi, von Willebrand factor type A, EGF and pentraxin domain-containing protein 1-like. The transcript has 12 exons. NCBI's taxonomy places the organism in Eukaryota, Metazoa, Mollusca, Bivalvia, Mytilida, Mytilidae. Gene Ontology annotation, cellular component: extracellular region. The coding region runs from base 100 to 2055 and encodes 651 amino acids. Gene Ontology annotation, molecular function: peptidase inhibitor activity. The record is from RefSeq and is a predicted model, not a curated record.